AGCUGCAGAAGCCCGGGAGAGAGGAGGCUGCACCCCGGUCACCCUGCUGCACACUGCACGGACAUCUCCCCCAUACACUGCCACCAGGGACCAUGCACUGGCUGUGAGGACUCAGCAGGACACAGGACUCAGCUGUACACCUGGCACUCAGGAGAGGAGGGCAUCGGGCACACAGGCAGCCAGGGCAGAGGGAGGACUCCAGUCCCAGGCACUGAGAGGGAAGAGGCUGCUGACACCAGAGAGAGAGGAGCAGCAUCUGGAAGUUGCUUCACAAGGAGACCCCACAUAGGAGGCAGAAAGACCUGAAGCUGUAUAUACACCUGUAUACAACAGAACCAAGCUGCAGACACUAAGUAUCAAUUAGUGCCAGCAGUGUGCCCCUGCCUGAUCUAAUGACCGCAGGCUCCUCUCAUCCCCCCUCUUCUAGUCUAUAAAGAUCCCUGGACUCUCAUAUCCAUCUGCUCACACUACAUCCCUGGGACUCAGUCAGUGGACGCUAUGCCAAGCUAAGGGUCUCUCUGCCAACAAAGCCCAGCACUAUCUGUGCCCACUCCAGGGUAUAUCCCCACUCUUCUCUAGCCUCCUAGUACCAUCCAGUAGCUUAUAUGAGUGCAGCCUUCCAGCCUCCCCUCAUGAUGAUGCAGCGUCCCCUGGGCAGCAGUACAGCCUUCAGUAUAGACUCACUGAUAGGGAGCCCACCUCAGCCCAGCCCUGGGCACUUCGUCUACACAGGAUACCCGAUGUUCAUGCCAUACAGGCCUGUGGUCCUGCCACCACCUCCUCCUCCUCCACCGUCUCUGUCCCAGGGCAGCCUGCAGUCUACUCUCUCCUCCAGCCAUGCCCAUCACCAGAUCCCCAGCCUGCCCAGCGGAUUCUGCUCCAGCCUGGCACAGGGCAUGGCACUGACAUCCACCCUCAUGGCCACUCUGCCAGGCAGCUUCUCAGCCUCCUCUCAGCACCAAGAGGCGGCCAGGAAGUUUGGUGCCCAAAGUCUUCAAGGUGGGUUCGAGAAGAAUGAUGGGGGCCAGUCUGACGGAGAGGACACUGGCAAGUCCUAUGGCACCAAAGAGGGCACCUUAUUGCCUUUUGCUGCCUCUGAGGCUUCCUUAGGUGCUGCCCGGGGCCAGGGGAAGGAAGACCCCGGCAAGGAUGAGGAUGUGAAGGGGAAGGAGGACUCCUACCUGAUGGAUAGUGACCUGGACUACAGCUCCGAUGAUAACAUCUCCUGCCAGGCAACCCACAAGGAGGAGGACACCCCAGAGGAGGGACCCCAGAACCCCAACCCCUCCAGUAACAGCACCUCCACGGGCAAGAACCGGCGGCGAAGGACGGCCUUCACCAGCGAGCAGCUCCUGGAGCUGGAGAAGGAGUUCCACUGCAAGAAGUACCUGUCGCUCACCGAGCGCUCCCAAAUCGCACACGCCCUGAAGCUCAGCGAAGUCCAGGUGAAAAUCUGGUUCCAGAACCGCAGGGCCAAGUGGAAGAGGGUCAAGGCCGGCAAUGCCAACUCCAAAACCGGGGAGCCCUCCAGGAACCCCAAAAUCGUGGUGCCCAUCCCAGUCCAUGUCAGCAGGUUCGCCAUCAGGAGCCAACACCAGCAGCUGGAGCAGGCUAGACCCUGAGCUGGGGUCGCAGCGACAAACUGACCAUACUGGGCAACAGACUGCAACUUUGGGGGUUCCCAUUUCCCCAUGUAGACUGAAAUGAGGAGCAGUAACUAUUUAUUAGGGCAGGAGGGCUGUCUGGACCCUCUCACAGGGUCAGUCACCUUCAACAGAUUUGGGACAAAAACUUUUCAGGCCCCUGCAAACUUUUUUAUUUUUAUUUUGAGGGACCAGUGUGUCCCCCCCAAUCCCCCUCCCUUAUAAUUUUUGGGAUGAACUGAUGUCCUCCUUUAGCUCACUCGUGGGCUUCAGAUUAUGUUGUGAUUAAUUUAUUCAGUGUCGCAUAUUUCUCUUAAAUUAUACAUUUCGACAAAAAGAAAAAAAAAGAAAAAAAGAAAAAAAAAAUCUCAGUCUUGUGAAAUCCAAAAAUUGUCACUAAUAAAUAAUCCCACUCGGCCAGUCUGGGAGAUGUGGGGUCAUUUGAGAAAAAAAAAGGGGGGGGGGGGGGCUGUGGUGGAUGGAGGGUCCCGGCCGGCUAAUCUCCCCCUCAUCCCCCCUGAGACUCAUUUUGUCAGACCUGAUCUGUGUGAUGGGAAGGGGGGUCCACGGGACCUAACAAGCGCAGGACAUGUGGGGUCUGUGGGACAAGAAAUAAAUGAAUGUACUUUUUA
Molecule: messenger RNA, 2275 nt
Organism: Pseudophryne corroboree (corroboree frog)
Lineage: Eukaryota; Metazoa; Chordata; Amphibia; Anura; Myobatrachidae
Gene: GBX2
Product: gastrulation brain homeobox 2
Exons: 2
Coding region: 606-1622 (338 amino acids)
Biological process (GO): regulation of nervous system development; regulation of transcription by RNA polymerase II
Cellular component (GO): nucleus
Molecular function (GO): DNA-binding transcription factor activity, RNA polymerase II-specific; RNA polymerase II transcription regulatory region sequence-specific DNA binding
Source: RefSeq, a predicted model, not a curated record